Molecule: messenger RNA, 2668 nt
Organism: Ictalurus punctatus (channel catfish)
Lineage: Eukaryota; Metazoa; Chordata; Actinopteri; Siluriformes; Ictaluridae
Gene: klhl22
Product: kelch-like family member 22
Exons: 8
Coding region: 202-2076 (624 amino acids)
Biological process (GO): positive regulation of TORC1 signaling; protein monoubiquitination; proteasome-mediated ubiquitin-dependent protein catabolic process
Cellular component (GO): Cul3-RING ubiquitin ligase complex; nucleus; mitotic spindle
Molecular function (GO): protein binding
Source: RefSeq, a predicted model, not a curated record
GGUUUAUUUUUGUACGUGACGUCACGCGGAAGCCUGAAAAUAAAAGUUAGCUUAGCUGCAGAGGCACCGACGGCUACAUGCGAUAAACAGGAAGUUAAUGUACUAACCUAGCAGCGUUGUUUUGAAAUGCUGAGUUUCCUUAACAGGAAGGCUCGGGCUAUGUGAUCAGCAGCACGAGAUUUUGAGUCUGGUGGUGCAGAGAUGACUGACGAGAUAGACUCCGCCCCGGCUGGGUCAGGACUGGUUGGGAGGUGUGUCAAGCAAAAGUACCGCAGCAGCAAACACUCACAAGGGCUGAUGGAUGGACUCCUGGCUCUGCGUGAAGGAGGAAUACUGUUUGACGUGGUGCUGCUGGUGGAGGGGAAGCCUGUUGAAGCUCACCGCAUCCUCCUUGCUGCUUCCUGUGACUACUUUAGAGGCAUGUUUGCUGGGGGCUUGCGGGAGAUGCAGCAGACUGAGGUCACCAUUCAUGGAGUCACGCACACGGCCAUGACCAAACUGCUAGACUUCAUCUACACGUCGGAGCUAGAGCUGGAGCUGGAUACGGUGCAGGAGGUGUUGUGUGCUGCCACACUCCUGCAGGUCCAGGAUGUGAUUGGCUUCUGCUGUGAGUUCCUCUUCUCCUGGCUGGACAACGAUAACGUCCUGGAGGUGGAGAAGCUGGCCGACGCCUACGGGCUGGAGCAGCUUGGUGAGAAGGUGUGCUCAUACCUCUUGAAGAACAUCCAGACCUUCUCACGCACGCCUGUAUAUCGCCAGCUGCCGGCUGAGAAGGUGCUGCAAGUGCUGUUGAGCGAUGAUCUGGAGGUGAGCUCUGAGAGCGAGGUGUUCGAGGCAGCACUGCACUAUUACUACAGCCCUGAGCAGGUGGAGAAGGACCAAGUGUGCCUGCAGGAGCCCAUGCACAUGAUGGAAGCUGUGCGUUUCUGUCUCAUGGAGCAAGCCGCCCUGCAGCGCCUCUAUACCCGCCUGGAGCCAUGCGAGCUGCGUAACAUCAUCUCCUUUGCCCUGCGCUACCACAACAACACACUUUGGCAGCCAGUCAUGCAGAGCCCGAUGAGCCAGCUACGCUCCAACUGCCACUGCAUUCUGGGGUUCGGAGGCAUGUUCUCGUCCGGCGUGCUGGCCGACAGUGACAAACGCUUCCAGGUGUUCCACCCGUCCUGGGGGGAGUGGCGCAACCUCGGGGCUGAUGGCGCACCCCGCAUGUCCAACAUGGGCAUCGCUCUGCUGAAUAACUUUGUUUUCUUGGUGGGCGGAGACAACAACACAAGCGGGUUCAGAGCUGAGUCACGGUGCUGGAGAUAUGAUCCUCGACACAACGCCUGGUGUGAUAUUGCACCUCUUCAGCAGCAGCAUGCUGAUCACUGUGUGUGUGUCGUGGACGGCUACAUCUACGCCAUUGGAGGUCGUGACUACAGCAUCGAGCUGGACUGUGUGGAGCGCUACAAUCCCCAAACGAACACCUGGGACUAUGUGACUCCACUCAAACAUGAGGUGUACGCCCAUGCUGGAGCAGUGAUUGAUGGGAAGAUCUACGUCACGUGUGGCCGGCGAGGGAUGGACUACUUGAAGGAGACCUACUGCUACGACCCUCGUGCCAACGCGUGGAGUGCGUGCGCUGAGGGCCCUGUGGAGCGAGCUUGGCACGGGAUGGCGGUGUACGGAGGGCGUGUUUACGUCAUCGGUGGAAGCAAUGACGGCUGCGGCUACAGACGGGACGUUCUGAAGGUGGCGUGCUAUAACCCGGCUGAAGAUUCCUGGUCUGUGGUGUGUCCUCUCCCGGAAGGGCAUGGCGAGCCAGGCAUGGCCGUGUUAGACGGGCGGAUCUACGUGCUGGGUGGGAGGUCACAUGACAAAGGCAGCCGCAUGAAGUAUGUGCACAUCUACGAUCCUGAGCAUGACCGCUGGGACACUGGUGUUGCUCUAGAUAGCCGAGUGUCGGGCCUGUCUGCCUGUGUGGCCCUGAUGCCUAGAAACGCACUCCCGCAGGCUCGCACCAAUGCAGACCGAGCCAAAGCAUCAUGGGAGGAAGUGUACUGGGACGAUUCGGACCACUCGAGCGAGGACGGUUGAGGCUGGUUUUUAGAAUCUCACUGUCUCAGUACUUGUUGUUGGGAUGUCGCCUCGUUUUCUAAAGCCAUGCUGUGAGUAUGUACUGGUGUGUACUUUUGGGGUGGGUAAUGCGGUAAAUAUGAUCUCAUAUCACAGUACUUAUUGGCACAAUCAGGUUGCACGAUAUUUAGGUUUUGUUAGCAAAGUUUCAGCCAAAAAGUCAUUUAUAAACCUGCUCUAAUCAGUAGUUUCGAUAGCAUUAUAUUCAACACUAAUUUAUUUCACACAAACAAAAUGUACUAAUCAAUACAACGAUCAGAUUUUCUCCAGCAACAAUGUCUCACUGUACCAUUACUAAAUAGUCCUGUUAAAUUCCCCAUUCUCAUUGGUCUGUAGGUGUUGAUUAACUUUCCAUAACAGCAGCUCUGACAGUAAUUCCUGUUGUACUUCAAAACGCUGGUUUACGUGAAUGCACUUGUUCUAGGACUUUAUCAUUUCUAUAGUAACAGCUUACACAGUGACGUGUAUAGUUUUAUGUUUAUUGAGUGUAUUGUUUUUUUUUUGUUUUUGUUUUUUUUUUGGUUUUUUUUUAGAUGUUUGUUUAGCUUUUUUU